Messenger RNA from Fraxinus pennsylvanica, 765 nucleotides. The record is from the annotation of a GenBank genome assembly. Lineage: Eukaryota; Viridiplantae; Streptophyta; Magnoliopsida; Lamiales; Oleaceae.
AUGUUUCCUUUACAACUCGGCGAUGAUAUGGUCUUUCGGCCCCCUUCUGUUAUAAAACGAGACCAAAUCCUGCAAGAUCUGACUAUGGAUCAUACUUUAGUGGAAAAUAGUAAUCAUAGUACUAGCAGAGGGGGGAAGGGAGAUCAGGGAUCAUCAGGUAUUCAAGAAAACAAGGAUGGGAGUACUUUUGAUGGAUCCAAUAUUCGGAAACUCAUGCACAGAGAUUUAGAAAGACAAAGAAGGCAAGAAAUGGCUAAUCUUUAUGCUUCUCUUCGAUCAAUUGUUCCUGUUGAAUAUCUAAAGGGUAAGAAGACCAUAUCAGAUCAUACGCAAGGGGCUAUAAAUUACAUAACAGAUAUGCAAAAGAACAUCAGAAAAUUACGUUAUCAGAGAGACAAGCUAAAGAAGUUGUCAAAUUCAGGCAACCUUAGCGACGAGGAUGGAAGUUCCACUAGUUUUUCGCAUGGUUUAGUCACAGUGAACCCUUGCCGGGAUGGUGCAGAAAUUCUAAUCCGUUGCAGCUUAAAAGAGGAAGGGUUCCCCCUCUCAAUAGUUCUUGUGGAAUUGCUUGAGCGAGGGCUUAAUGUUGUUAACUAUGUUUCUACAAAAACAAAUGAAAUGCCACUCCAUAUAAUUCAGUGCGAGGCCAGCGAUAUCAGAUGCAAUGAUCUAUCCGAGCUUACAGAAAGACUGACCGACGUGAUAACUCUUAGACGAGUGUCGAAGAAGACGAACAUCGCGACAAGGGUUCGUGUCAUUUCUUAA